Messenger RNA from Ostreococcus lucimarinus CCE9901, 897 nucleotides. RefSeq lists its product with no specific name. The record is from RefSeq and is a predicted model, not a curated record. Lineage: Eukaryota; Viridiplantae; Chlorophyta; Mamiellophyceae; Mamiellales; Bathycoccaceae. Gene Ontology annotation, molecular function: protein binding; fatty-acyl-CoA binding. Bases 1 to 897 code for a protein of 298 amino acids. The transcript has a single exon.
AUGAUUGAGCAAAUAAACGCGCUGCGUCGAGCUCGAGACGCGAGCGAGGCGCGCGUGCGCUCGCUCGCGGACGAAUUAAAGGACACGAAGAAAGACUACGAGAUGUGGUCCAAGGAAGAGAAGGCAACGGAGCGUAAGUACUCGUCGGUGGCGGCGCAGAGUCCAGCGGAGAGCUCGCCGAGCCCGGCGCGGACGACGCUCGACGACAGAGAUUUGCCCGAGUGGCUGCGUUCGCCCGAGCCAGCGCGACGAGACACGAAUCUCGGGUCCCCGGUUGGACCAGAUUCUGUGUCUCCGACGUACAAAAAGUUUUCUCCCGCAAAGUUGAUCAUUCCCGAGGAAGCGUCUUCCAAGACGUCGAUCGAGAAAGAUGCCCCAAAGACGCUCAGAGAGAACGGCGUUCAGCAUCCCAUCUUCAGCGCCGUUCGUAACGGGCGCGUAAGCGAAGCACAAGAAAUCCUUGUGCACAAUAGCACCGAAUUUGACGUCGACACGCGAGAUUCGUUCGGAAACACCGUUCUCAUCGUCGCUGCGCAAAACAACCGCAAGCGCGUCACCAAGAUGUGCGUUCGCGCCGGCGUCCCGCUCGACGCUCGAAACAAGCAAGGCAACACCGCGUUGCACUAUUGCUACGGUUACGGGUACUUCGAGCUCGGCGAGUAUCUGGUUAGCAAAGGCGCCGACGAGCGUGUCACGAACGCCGCCGGAGAAACAGCGUACGACGGCUUGAGCGCCGAAAACAGACGCGCGCUCGAAUCCACCAGACGCGCGAUCGUCGCCUCUCGAGACGCCAAGCGUCGGUCUCGUCCCACCGCGCCCGAUCGCGACGAAGCGUCAUACCUAGCGAGCUAUUCCGACGCCGAAUCCGCCGUCUCGUUCACGGAUGACGACGAGUAA